Molecule: messenger RNA, 3173 nt
Organism: Homo sapiens (human)
Lineage: Eukaryota; Metazoa; Chordata; Mammalia; Primates; Hominidae
Gene: ZSCAN21
Product: zinc finger and SCAN domain containing 21
Exons: 5
Coding region: 1329-2750 (473 amino acids)
Biological process (GO): spermatogenesis; positive regulation of DNA-templated transcription; male meiosis I
Cellular component (GO): nucleus
Molecular function (GO): DNA binding
Source: RefSeq, a predicted model, not a curated record
ACUUCCGGGUGCGCGGUCCCGAGGUACGCGGUGCGGUCUCCCGGUACCCGGAGCGGCUCUGAUUCAUGGUGAGCCUGCUGGUCGCGGGUUAGCGAGGCGGACAGGAGAGGGAGCCGUGGCUGAAUGGUCUGGGGAGGGAGGAGUGGGUUUAGCAGCUGUGGCUUCCGAGGACCCCACCUAGACCGGUCCUAGCAGGGCUGUGGGGAGGAGCUCCUCGUCCCCGCCCAGGACCAGCUGGUGGGGGCGCUGGCUGCCUGGAAAGCCUUUUCUUCCACUUGGGGCUUUAACAAAUGAAAGCUGGAAGAACAGAUGUUUUGGAAGUUCUUUCGCGUUCCAGAAUAGUUUUUUUUGUGCGUUCCCCAAGCCAAGCCGUCUAUCAGUCUGACCGUGGCCGCCUUUUUUCCCUUUCUCUGAACUGGAGGUCCGAACGCAAGGCUCAUUGAUGGCAAUACGCCCAAGGUGUUGGAAACCUGUGGGAAGCCGAACCUCAUUAGAAGUGUUGGGUAGAAUCAAAUCCAAGGGAAGAAAUAGUCCCCUCGGGCUUUGUUCGGGCUAGAACACACACACAGAAUAGGGAUCUGCUCAUGGUUUAGAAAAACAGUCUUAAAGAACCAUGUAUAAAUAAAAGAGUGUCAGGACAAAGUUGAUUUGGGCCAGGCGCGGUGGCUCACGCCUGUAAUCCCAGCAGUUCGGGAGGCCGAGGCCGGCGGAUCACUUGAGGUCAGGAGUUCGAGACCAGCCUGGCCAAACCCUGUCCCCACGAAAAAUACAAAAAUUAGCUGGGUGUGGUGGAGCGCGCCUGUAAUCCCAGCUACUCAGGAGGCUGAGGCAGGAGAAUCGCUUGAACCCACCAGGUGGAGGUUGCACUGAACCGAGAUCACGCCACUGCACUCCAGCCUGGGCGACAGAGCAACACUUGGUCUCACAAAAAAAAAGAACGUUGAUUUGAUGGGUGAGGUACUUGGAAACCCACGAAAUCUAAGGAACAGUUGAGCUGUGGAGAGGAAAAGAAUUAAGAGGCAAGAUAAUUGUUUUCAAGUGUUGGAAGGCUGCUAUGGAGAAAUAGAGACGGGGUUUCACCGUGUUAGCCAGAAUGGUCUCGAUCUCCUGACCUCGUGAUCUGCCCGCCUCGGGCCUCCCAAAGUGCUGGAAUUACAGGUGUGAGCCACGGCGCCGGGCCCCCUAGGGAUUUUCAGGUACGGACUGAGUGUGAAGCAUUUUAGCACAAGUGGGUUUAACUUGUGGCCCUAAAGAACUGGAAACCCAAAGGAACGAAUAUUCCUGCCCCACAGAGUCCCAUCUUUGGUGAGGCUGUUUCUGGAGUUUACAUGAUGACCAAGGUACUAGGCAUGGCCCCAGUUCUGGGCCCUAGGCCUCCACAGGAGCAGGUGGGGCCUCUGAUGGUAAAAGUCGAGGAGAAAGAAGAGAAAGGCAAGUACCUUCCUAGCCUGGAGAUGUUCCGCCAGCGCUUCAGGCAGUUUGGGUACCAUGAUACCCCUGGACCCCGAGAGGCCCUGAGCCAACUCCGGGUGCUCUGCUGUGAGUGGCUGAGGCCCGAGAUCCACACCAAGGAGCAGAUCCUGGAGCUACUGGUGCUGGAGCAGUUCCUGACCAUCCUGCCCCAGGAGCUCCAGGCCUGGGUGCAGGAGCAUUGCCCGGAGAGCGCUGAAGAGGCUGUCACUCUCCUCGAAGAUCUGGAGCGGGAACUGGAUGAGCCAGGACACCAGGUCUCAACUCCUCCAAACGAACAGAAACCGGUGUGGGAGAAGAUAUCCUCCUCAGGAACUGCAAAGGAAUCCCCGAGCAGCAUGCAGCCACAGCCCUUGGAGACCAGUCACAAAUACGAGUCUUGGGGGCCCCUGUACAUCCAAGAGUCUGGUGAGGAGCAGGAGUUCGCUCAAGAUCCAAGAAAGGUCCGAGAUUGCAGAUUGAGUACCCAGCACGAGGAAUCAGCAGAUGAGCAGAAAGGUUCUGAAGCAGAGGGGCUCAAAGGGGAUAUAAUUUCUGUGAUUAUCGCCAAUAAACCUGAGGCCAGCUUAGAGAGGCAGUGCGUAAACCUUGAAAAUGAAAAAGGAACAAAACCCCCUCUUCAAGAGGCAGGCUCCAAGAAAGGUAGAGAAUCAGUUCCUACUAAACCUACCCCAGGAGAGAGACGUUAUAUAUGUGCUGAAUGUGGCAAAGCCUUUAGUAAUAGCUCAAAUCUCACCAAACACAGGAGAACACACACUGGGGAGAAACCUUACGUGUGCACCAAGUGUGGGAAAGCUUUCAGCCACAGCUCAAACCUCACCCUCCACUACAGAACACACUUGGUGGACCGGCCCUAUGACUGUAAGUGUGGAAAAGCUUUUGGGCAGAGCUCAGACCUUCUUAAACAUCAGAGAAUGCACACAGAAGAGGCGCCAUAUCAGUGCAAAGAUUGUGGCAAGGCUUUCAGCGGGAAAGGCAGCCUCAUUCGUCACUAUCGGAUCCACACUGGGGAGAAGCCUUAUCAGUGUAACGAAUGUGGGAAGAGCUUCAGUCAGCAUGCGGGCCUCAGCUCCCACCAGAGACUCCACACCGGAGAGAAGCCAUAUAAGUGUAAGGAGUGUGGGAAAGCCUUCAACCACAGCUCCAACUUCAAUAAACACCACAGAAUCCACACCGGGGAAAAGCCCUACUGGUGUCAUCACUGUGGAAAGACCUUCUGUAGCAAGUCCAAUCUUUCCAAACAUCAGCGAGUCCACACUGGAGAGGGAGAAGCACCGUAACUUUCAAGCGCUCCUGUUGUUGUCGUUGUUUUAAACUUUAGAAUCUGAAAACCAGAAAGAAGUCUUGUCAUUGCAGCAGCAUCGAUUCCGGUGAUAGAGUUUGUAUCACUCAACAUCAGGGGAUGCCUGAGGAGUGCGAGCUCCACAGCAACAUGGCAGGCAGGAGGUCCUCAGAAGGUGUCAGGAGGUUCCACACUCGCCAGUUCACUGGAGCAGAGUCCCUUCGCCACACUUAGGGUCCCAGUAAGCCAUGCCAGCAUUACCUUUUGCGUAGUUAAACAGACGUGUAUCCAGUCUAGUUAAGGAAGAAACAUUAAGAUUGUUUAAUUUUUAACAUAUAUUCAAGAAUUUUAAUUUGUAAAGAAUUGAGCCACAUUGAACACAAUUGAAUGAGAUUCAGAAUAAACUUAUAACAUCUUGUAA